AUGGGGUUAGAAGUUCUUGAGGCCCUUGAUUCAGCUCGAACGCAAUGGUACCACGUAACAGCCAUAGUGAUAGCAGGCAUGGGGUUCUUCACCGAUGCCUACGAUCUCUUCUGCAUCUCCACCGUUUCAAAGCUCCUCGGCCGCUUGUAUUACUUCGACCCUUCUUCGCUAAAACCAGGAAAGCUACCACUGAAGGUUAACAACUUCGUCACCGGCACGGCCCUCGUCGGAACUUUGGCAGGCCAGCUAGUCUUCGGCUGGCUCGGGGACAAACUGGGAAGAAAGAAAGUGUACGGAGUCACACUCCUUAUCAUGGUGACGUGUGCCAUAUGCUCUGGCCUUUCUUUCGGUUCAACUUCAAAGUCGGUGAUGACAUCAUUGUGUUUCUUUAGGUUCUGGCUUGGGUUUGGUAUUGGUGGUGACUACCCUCUCUCCGCUACCAUCAUGUCGGAGUACGCAAAUAAAAGGACACGUGGCGCUUUUAUAGCUGCAGUCUUCGCUAUGCAAGGCGUGGGAAUAAUCUUUGCCGGGCUGAUGUCCAUGUUGUUAUCAGCCAUCUUCAUGAGCAACUUUCACGCGCCCACUUAUGAGGAGAAUCGCGUGUUGUCAACGCAGCGCGAGGCCGAUUUCCUAUGGCGGAUAGUACUCAUGAUUGGUGCAGUCCCAGCAAUGCUCACGUACUAUUGGAGAAUGAAGAUGCCUGAAACUGGAAGAUAUACAGCCAUAAUAGAAGGUAAUGCAAAGCAAGCUGCUGCUGACAUGGCUAGGGUUUUGGACAUUGAGAUCCAAGCGCAACAAGAUAAGAUAGCGGAUUUCAAAGCGGCGAACGAUUAUCCCUUGAUGUCCAAUGAAUUCUUCCAGCGUCACGGUCGUCACUUAAUUGGAACCAUGUCUACCUGGUUCUUGUUAGACAUUGCAUUCUACAGCCAAAACCUUACUCAAAAGGACAUUUUUCCAGUAAUGGGACUCAUACCAAAGGAGCCUAAGAUGAAUGCUAUACAAGAAGUGUACCAGACCUCGCGUGCAAUGUUCGUGAUUGCCUUGCUUGGAACCUUCCCUGGAUAUUGGUUCACUGUGUUCUUCAUUGAGAGGCUUGGUCGCUUCAAGAUACAACUCAUCGGUUUCUUCAUGAUGUCUUUCUUCAUGUUCAUCAUUGGUGCCGAAUAUAACUAUGUCAAGGCCCACAAGAAUGUUUUUGCUCUUCUUUAUGGCCUGACGUUCUUCUUCGCCAACUUUGGGCCCAACAGCACCACCUUUGUUCUUCCGGCUGAGUUGUUCCCCACGCGCGUGAGGAGCACGUGUCACGCGCUUAGCGCCGCGUCGGGGAAGGCCGGCGCUAUGGUGGGGGUAUUUGGAAUACAGAGCCUCACUGUGGAUAAUGAGGUAGGGCAAAUCCGAAAGGCAAUGCUGCUUUUAGCAGUAACCAAUUUGGUAGGCUUCUUCUGCACGUUCUUGGUUACUGAGACAAAGGGACGUUCUCUAGAAGAGAUUUCUGGUGAAGAUGGUGGUGAUAGCGAAUUCACGGCAACACCACCUGUUGGUAGAGUUUCUAUGACACGACAAAGAUCCGAAGAAACAAUGUGA
Arachis duranensis is the source of this 1584-nucleotide messenger RNA. RefSeq names its product low affinity inorganic phosphate transporter 4. Gene Ontology annotation, biological process: phosphate ion transport; transmembrane transport. Gene Ontology annotation, molecular function: phosphate transmembrane transporter activity. NCBI's taxonomy places the organism in Eukaryota, Viridiplantae, Streptophyta, Magnoliopsida, Fabales, Fabaceae. Gene Ontology annotation, cellular component: membrane. The coding region runs from base 1 to 1584 and encodes 527 amino acids. The record is from RefSeq and is a predicted model, not a curated record. The transcript is spliced from 2 exons.